AUGGAUACUAUCGAUCGCAGUGUGGAGCGCAUGCGCCUUCGGGCAAUUGACCUCGACCGCGACUGCGCGUUGAAGCUUGCACAGCUCAAGGCUCUUGUGGCCAGUGGCCCAGCGACGAAGCCGUCUGCUGAUAAGAGCUACGACUACUCUACAGACUCCCCAACACCUCACACCAUCUCCAACUGGGAUUCUACCCUCGAGGAGGAUCGCCUCAGUUCCUACUCCUUCACACACGUACCCACGCCUUCAGCACUGGUCCCCGCAGCUUUGGCUGAGUGGGACACUUCAUCAUCGUCUUCCCCUGUUUCUUCUGUUGCUCCUGUCUCUUCUGUUUCUGUCACACCUCCCCGUCCUUCUUCCCCUGUCUUAACCCCAAUCAAGAUCAUGCCAGAUGGUCGUAUCCGUGUGCGCUGUUUUGUAUCCCAUGCUCCAGAUCCCCUACCUAUGUCUCUCAACGACGAUGCAGUUCUGCGCAAGUUUGCGCGGAACGUAACCCAAGCUCACUUCACCGCUCGCGGUGAGCAACUCCCCGCCUCCUGGACGCCCCCUUCUUUUGCCCAUGUUUCGUCAUUGAUUCAAUUCAACAGAAUCAACGAUAAGCAAGGUAAGCGGCUCUCCCUUUCAACUUUUCUUGAGACCAACAUCACACUACUCAUGCUCAUGUCUACUCUUAUAAGCAAGUUCACCGUGACAAAAAGAUUGGUGCUUCCUCGUGACAUGUCCACCUACUCUCUCCGAACUGUGAUUGCCCUUGUUCUUGUUCCGCUGUUCAUUUUCCCCGUCUAG
Molecule: messenger RNA, 786 nt
Organism: Colletotrichum spaethianum
Lineage: Eukaryota; Fungi; Ascomycota; Sordariomycetes; Glomerellales; Glomerellaceae
Exons: 3
Coding region: 1-786 (261 amino acids)
Source: RefSeq, a predicted model, not a curated record